AUGUCCCCGCCGGACAAAGUCAAGGAGCGCUUCGAGAUGGAGAAGGGCGCCCCAAGGGCCAUCCUCGGAACCUUGGAGAAUUGCACCGAGGACAUCGGCAAGGCGGGACUCAACGUGACCUUCGAGGACUGCAAGAUGCAGGUGAAGGCCAUGUUGGAGAAGCUCAAGAACGAGACCGUGCCAGCCGAGGAGUUGGACCGGGAGAUUUGGAAGAUCGCCGGGGAGAAGGCGAAGCACAUCAUCAGCACAUGCUCGAAGGCCGCGUCCACCGAUGCCGCAAAGGAGGCAUGCCUGUCCAGCACCGAAGCGCUGGAGGCCCUCGCAAAGCUUUCCGGCCGGGCUAUUGGGUCCAUCUCGGAGGAGGAGCUCCGCAGCCUCUUCCGCCGCGGAGCUGCGGAAGAAAUCUCGGAGGGGCUAAGGCUCUGCAUGGGCUCCGCCGACACGGAUUCCAAGAAGAAGGAGUGCUUCGGCUCGGAUGACAUCCGGGCAACCAUCGGGGAGAGCAUGGGCAAGGGUCGGGAUCAUGUCAAGGACUCCGACAUCCGGGAGUUCCUGGAGGAAGGCGUGAAGGAAGAGAUCUGGACCAUGCUGGAGGCCUGCCCCGAAGGUUCCAAGGAGAGCUGCAUGGAUGCCGCCAAGGACAUGUUGGCGGCGGUCACCGGGCAAGCGGCUUCCGCCAUCACGAGCGACAUGCUGAGCAAGCUCCUCAAAGACGAGAUGGCGAGCGAGCUUGGUGAAAGGAUGCGUGCCUGCAUGGACGCAGCGGCGGACAACAACACCGCCAAGGAGCUCUGCAGGACUACACUGUCCGCCGAUGUGUUCGGGGUGGCCGGCCGGGGUGGAUCACCUUCCCUCACGGAGGUUGGGGAGGCCUUGCUGGAAGCCGGCCGCAACAAGGCCAAGGAAGUCAGCAAAGACUGCCAGGGCACACGCGAGGAGUGCAUGGAGAAGCUGAGGGACGAGGCUGCGAAGUCCAUGGGCCGCCUCAAGGAGGAGCUGUCAGACAUGGAGGUGGAGAGGUUGAACUUGGAUGGAGCCCGCGAUGCGGCAAAGGAGGCUGCGCGCGGCUGUGCUGCCGCCCGUAAGGAGUCCGCCUCAGCCACCUGCGCCGACGCCACCGAGGUCUUUGCAAGCGCGCGCAAGGUCCCCAUCGAGGACGACGUGGACCGGAAGCGGAUCCGGCAAGAGCUUGUGAAGGAGACGGAGAAGGAUGCCAUGCGGACGUGCAUGGAUCAAUCCGACAAGCUCGGCUUCGACCGCUGCAUGGGCGAGAUCCAGGAUGCCGCCGAGGUUGCGGGUGAGCUCUUCAAGGGCCUCUCCGAUGAGCGGAAGCAGAACAAGGAGAAGCGGGCCCGAGACGAGGCAGCCAUCGAGGUCGUCGGCGAGCGGUUCCAGCUCUGCAUGGAGGCCUCCACAACUGCAGAAGAGAAGAAAGCCUGCCAAGCGGAGAUGCGCGAUGGCGCCGGCAUGGCAGGCUUGAAGGAGGAUGUGGAGGAUGUUGUGAAGAAAUACCACCGCAACGUGGUGGCCACCGCUGCCCGGGCCUGCAACCAGACCGCAAGGAAGACGUGCAUCGACCAAGCCAAGGAGGAGCUGAAGAAGAGCGGCCUCUUGGCGCGCACCUUCCACGUGGUUCGCCAGCUGGCAGAGAUGAAGUCCGCGGCCGAGAUUUGGGCAGCCUGCCAGGAAGACAGCGCCGAAGUGAACGCAACUUGCGACACCCUCGCCCAGGCAGAGUUGGAAGAGAUCAGCGGCUCCACGUCCGUUUGGACGGCCGAGGUGGCGGAGAAGGUGAAGGCACUUGGCGAAGCCAUGCUGGAGGGGCGCGAAGUCGUCCUCAGGAAGCUGCAAUCCAUCCUCCUCGAGAUCCUGACGGAUGCCCUUGACUGCUCCGAUGCUGUUCUGCAGACGCUGGCCGAGAAGGCCCAGCAGACCUCGGAUGGCUUCAUGCCGAAUGCCACCCUGGGGCCGCGCAACGUGUCCAACAGGGAGUGCAAGAUUGUCUGGGGUCUCGCGCGGUACUUCUGCAAGGUCCACACCAGGGACCUGAACGAGAACGAGACCGACGACUUGUCCGAGACACUCAGCACGGACCUUGGAACCACCGACAUCAAUGCUCGACGCCUGGGCCGCCGGCUGGCAGUCGUCACCGAGUCUUAUGCAGCACAGGAGGAGGAAGAGACGGUAGCCACUACAGGUGAUGGCGGCAGCGACGGUGGCAGCGAUGGUGAUGGCGACGCUGGCGGAGAUCAGGCAUUGUCUCACAGCCUGGUGACAGCAGCCUACUCCAUCUCAACUCUUCUUCUCUCACUUCUCUUUGUAAGCUAA
Symbiodinium natans is the source of this 2328-nucleotide messenger RNA. Lineage: Eukaryota; Dinophyceae; Suessiales; Symbiodiniaceae. The record is from the annotation of a GenBank genome assembly.